GUGUUUCUCCAGGUUCUCCAGAACAGACAGGGAUGGCUCAGCAGCAACAGACCAUCAUCAACCAGCAAGCCAUCAUACUGGCGCAGCAGAUGACCAUGCAGGCCAUGGCUUUCCAGCAGCAGAUGUUGUCUUCCUUCCCCCUCGCCCCCCAGGCCCCUCCCACACAACCACCCCCCCGCACCUCCAGCCAUACUGAAGAAGCUCCAGAGAGCCCUUACCAGGCCAGCCUGAACCCCGCCCAGUACCACCCCUCCUCCAGGAAACACACUGCGACACGGGUGGCCCCUCCUGAUGACUUGGUGCAGUCCAGGGCCCCCCCUCCUGAUGACUUGGUGCGGUCCAGGGCCUCCCCUCCAGAAGGAGUGGUCCAGUCCGAUGCGUCUAACUCAGGAAGCCCCUCCCACAACAUCAAGGACAUGAUCAGAGAGUACCAACACCCAUCUAACCCUGCACCCAGCCAGUCUGCACACACACACAGGAGGGGGGAGGGGAAGAUGUUCACAAAGAAGCCGGACCCUCAUGAGGAAGCCAUGUAUAUCCUGAAAGACCAGAUGGCCAACCCACCACCACAGAAGUCUUUCUCUCCGGCGGCGCCUCGGAAACCAAAGGAGGAGGGUGGAUCCAAAGUCACCAAGGCAACAAAAUCCCGCCCACCUGCCCUAGCCGACUCCCACAGCAGCCCCCUCCCUUCACCAGUGGCCAGAGAGUUGCCUGUAGAGGAAGAGACCAGCCAGACCCAGCUACACCACAGGAGCAGUGAAGACCACUACACUUACACUAACACACCCUGGAAGAUUUACCUGAGGAAAGAGGUGUUCUACCCUAAAGACAACUUCAACACUCCUCUGUUGCUGGAGCUGCUGUUCAGACAGAUAGUCCAUGACACCUUCUCAGAGGCCUGCAUCCGCAUCACUCAGGAGGAGAGGACCAAGAUGAAGGCUCUGUUCGUGGAGCACCAGGUGGGUCAGGAUGGAGCCACACAGGAUGAGAGUGUGAAGAAGAAGAUCGUGACGAUGGCCAGAGACUCCUGGGAAAUAUAUUUCUCACGACUCUUCCCUGCCUCGGGCAGUGUGGGUACUGGGGUACAGGUGGUCUCUGUGUCUCAUCGAGGCAUCAAGCUGCUGAAGAUGGUGAGAAGCAGCGCUGUUGUCCCAGACUACUUCAGAGUGCUACACCCUUACAGUUACGCGGACAUCCUGUUUGUGUCCAUUCCAUCUAAGAACAUGUUGGAGUUUAACCUGACCAACGAGAAGCUGAUUCUGUUCUCCGCCAAGGCUCCACAGGUUAAACACAUGGUGGACUACUUCAUCACAGAACUGAAGAAGGACUCUGAGUAUGUGGUCGCAGUGAGGAACUACAUCACAGAGGACAGAACUCUGCUCAGCUUCCACAAGGGAGACAUCAUCAGACUACACAGCGUGGAGGGGCUGGAGGAGGGCCGAUGCUACGGCUGCAUCGUCAGGAAGAAGGUCAUGUUGCUGGAGGAACUAAAGAGAGAUACUCCUGAGUUUGGUGGGUGGGGCCUGUGUGUGGGUGGGGCCUGUGUGUGGGUGAGUGUGUUCAGCCGGUGGCCGCUCCAGACUUCCUGGUUCUCCCUGCUGAGAGGCGGGCCUCGUGACAGACACGGCCGUGUUGCCGCCUCCGCUGCAAUCGCCGUGGCGAUGGGCUCUACUGUCGCCGCCCAUGAACUGGACCUCAACACAGAGAGGGACUCCUCUACAGGCCAGUCAGUACACCAUGGAGGAGUUCUCCAGGAAGUACUACAGACUACAGAGACACAGGGACCAGCUGAAGACCAGGAAGGGAAGGAGAGCAGAGAACCAGCUGACAUGGUUACAUACUCUAAGUCCCCUCUCCAGGAGUCUCUGAUAGACUUCACAGACAGCCACAUGAACAAGGUGGCAGCUGACAUCUCCCUGGCUGUGAUGAAGUUCAUGGGAGACUACCCUCUGAAGGGACAGACAGAACAGGACCUGGUCUCAACGAUCCUAAAGCUCAGUGGGGAGUAUGGUCUGAUGAAAGAUGAAGCCUACUGCCAGGUGAUGAAACAGGUCACAGGAAACACCAGCUCCAAAACGGACAGUUGUCAGAGAGGCUGGAGGCUCCUCUACAUCCUGACUGCGUUCCAUCGCUGUUCUGAGGUCCUGAAGCCCUUCCUUUUAACGUUCCUGUUGGACGCCUGCUCUGGUCCUGGAGUUCACUACCAAGGUAUAGCCAAGGCGUGUGAGCAGAACCUGAGGAGGACCUUCCAGUACGGAGGAAGAAUCGAACACCCCAACAGUAUGGAGCUGAAGGCCAUGCUGGCUGGGCGGAGCUCCAAGAGACAGUUGUUCCUCCUACCAGGCGGCAUCGAGAGACACCUCAAAAUCAAGACCUGCUCAGUGUCUCUGGAUGCUAUAGAGGAGCUAUGCAAUGACAUGGGACUGCACAGACUGGAGGCCAUGGAUGAGUACGCUGUAUUUGUGGUCACACACCGAGGUCAGAAUGUCCGUCCCCUCAAUAAGAGGGAGUACAUCCUGGACAUUACUACGGAGGCGGAGCCAGUGGACAGUAACUACAGCCUGUGGUUCAGGAGGGUCAUCUGGACACAGCCGCUAAAAUUUGACAACGAGCUCUGUGUCACCAUGCAUUAUAACCAGGUGUUACCAGACUAUCUGAAGGCCUUGCUGAGUGUGGUUCCUCAGAGUAAAGCCAGUGAGCAGCUGCUGCAGCAGUUGGCCAAGCUGGCAGCAUUACAACACCGUGCUAAAGAUACCGUCUUCCUGCCUACCAUUGGUGAGGUCCAGGAGUAUGUCCCCCAGCUCUACAUCAGACAGCCUCCUCAGCCCUGGCUCAACAUGGUCACUCAGCAUAUGCAGCAGGUUUCUCCUCUGAGUCCUCACCAAGCCAGGGCUCAGUUCCUCGGUCUGGUCAGUGCGUUCCCCAUGUUUGGUUCGUCCUUCUUCUACAUCCAGUCCAGCAGCAACAUCUCCAUCCUGGCUCCCUGUGUGUUGGCUGUCAACCAGAACGGACUGCACUUCCUACACAAGGACUCACAUGAGGCCACGGCGCGUUACCCUCUGAAUGAGAUCCAGUCCACCAGAACCCAGAGACCAACAGGAGGCUCCAGCUCCUCCUAUCCCUACGUAGACAUUCUGCUGGGAGACCUGCUGACACAGCGAAUCACACAGCUGCAGCUGGAACAGGGUCUGGAGCUGUGUCGUGUCAUUGCCAUGCACAUGGAAACCAUGCUGUCUGUCCGGGAGAAGAGACUCACCCUGCCACCGAGUGAAAUCACUCUGUUAUAACACUGUCUGUCUGUCUGUCAACCAGCUACUCAGUCAGUCAGUCAACCAGCUACUCAGUCAGUCAACCAGCUACUCAGUCAGUCAGUCAGUCAGUCAGUCAACCAGCUACUCAGUCAGUCAGUCAGUCAGUCAGUAUAUGGUGGUAGUUAGUGGUAGAUGGUGGUAGAUGGUGGUAGUUGGUGGUAGAAGGUGGUAGAUGGUGGUAGAUGGUGGUAGUUAGUGGUAGAUGGUGAUAGUUAGUGGUAGAUGGUGAUAGAUGGUGGUAGAUGGUGGUAGUUAGUGGUAGAUGGUGGUAGUUAGUGGUAGUUGGUGGUAGAUGGUGAUAGUUAGUGGUAGUUGGUGGUAGAUGGUGGUAGAUGGUGGUAUAUGGUGGUAGUUAGUGGUAGAUGGUGGUAGUUAGU
Molecule: messenger RNA, 3688 nt
Organism: Oncorhynchus nerka (sockeye salmon)
Lineage: Eukaryota; Metazoa; Chordata; Actinopteri; Salmoniformes; Salmonidae
Product: unconventional myosin-XV-like
Cellular component (GO): cytoskeleton
Molecular function (GO): protein binding
Source: RefSeq, a predicted model, not a curated record